CCUGCAAAAAGUUGAAAAAAGACCACCCCCAAAGCCCACCUAAACAGGUCUCUGUUUUUCUUGUUCAGUACUGUUCCACUGUACACCAUAAAUCUAGUAAGAAAUCUAUCCAUCUCUCUCUCUCUCUCUAGAUUCUUUCCUCUAAUUCUGAGCAGAAUUUAUUUAUCUCUGGGAUAUCCCAGCGCUUCUUGUGCCUUUUUGCUUCCAUACCCACUUAUAAUAACCUAACUCUCUCCCUCCAUCCUCCAUAACUCGACGCCAAAGGUGAAGAGGAAAAAGCCAAGAGGGAAAAGAAAAAAAUAAUCUAAACUUUUGCAACGACUUUUCCUAGCUUUCUUCUUGUAACUUUCAUAUCCAUCUUCUGUGUUUGUUAUUUUUUUGGCCUUUUCUGCUCCGAACAACAACAACAACACACAAUCCACAAAGCAAAAAAAAAUGGACGCAACGUUUCAUCAUGACUACUACAAAAAGAGUGGGCAAAUUCCGGCGUUUGGGAACUGGGAUUACUCAAACGACCUGCCAAUCACUCAGUACUUCGAGUGCGCAAGGCAAGCGGGUUUGAUCCGCUACAGCUCCUCCUCCGGCGACAGUUCUGAUCCCUACCUGAUCCGUGGCGACUUGUACGCGGUGGAUCAAUAUCCCCAGAAGAUCAAGCCUUCAGCUCGCACCGUUGAUAAUCCUCUUCCCGGUCGAAAGACAAGAGGUGGGAGAGAGAAGCGAUGCCCGCAUGUUAAGGAGCAGAAAAAGCAGCAACAGCAAGCCAAAGUCUGUGACGUAACGGAACCGCAACGAAAGCCCCUUCGAAACGAGGCCGUCUCUCGCACCGCUGGCUCUGGCGCUGGCGCUCCUCCUCAUCGCCUUCCCAAGCCCGUUGACGAGGAUCUCUACAAAAUCCCUCCUGAGCUCCUCCACGCUUCCAAGCGGAAGAAAAGGCUGGGAAUCUUUUCAAGGUGCCUAGUACCUGCUUGCACUUCAUGAAUUUGGACUUCCAUGUGGGGAUCAUAUGCUUCUUGAGCGUUUGUGGAAGGAAGUGCGUAUUAGUAGUACUCUUUUGUGUUUUACUUUAGGAUAAUAGUAAAUGUGGCUUUUUGUGUU
Morus notabilis is the source of this 1095-nucleotide messenger RNA. RefSeq lists its product as uncharacterized. The record is from RefSeq and is a predicted model, not a curated record. The transcript is spliced from 4 exons. The coding region runs from base 436 to 978 and encodes 180 amino acids. NCBI's taxonomy places the organism in Eukaryota, Viridiplantae, Streptophyta, Magnoliopsida, Rosales, Moraceae.